AUGUUAUUGCCUGGCAGCAGAAGGAAUUUGUUCACAGUUGCUUAUGAUGAACUUGAGGCCGUCCUCCAAGGUGAUGAUGAUCUAUCACUGCUGGACGAAAGAGGACUUACACUAAAGAUAAUUAGCAAGGCAGAGUCUGCAGAAGGUUUUAUUCAAGACUCAUGGGUUCUAGCUCGAGAGUUGAUGCGAUUUGGUGAUGACGACAAGAUGUGGGAAGUAAUCAAAGGUGUAUGGAUCGAGAUGCUCUGUUUUUGUGCUGGUAGAUGCAGGGGUUACCUGCAUGCCAAAAGCCUUGGCUCCGGUGGAGAAUUCCUCUCUUACAUAUCACUCCUAAUGUCUCAUGCGGGGCUAGAGACAUAUGCAGAGAGGCAGCAGAGGGUUCAGCUUCGGCUGCCGAAAGAGGCGAGGCAGCACAUUGUGAGGGUAAACGCUAUGAAAAGGGAAAUACAAGAGGCUGCUGGGAACAUGAUGGAAAGAGCUGCUGGUGCAUCUGCCGAGGUCCAAGUUGUUAUCUCCUAG
Messenger RNA from Miscanthus lutarioriparius, 519 nucleotides. The record is from the annotation of a GenBank genome assembly. Lineage: Eukaryota; Viridiplantae; Streptophyta; Magnoliopsida; Poales; Poaceae.